UUCAAAUCACGUUUGCUGAUUCGUUCACCGAUGGAUUGGCCUGAAAUUUUUACUGAGUGUUUCAUAGUUUAUUUUAACGGUGGAGAUUGAAUCUGAAGUUCCGCAGCAUCAUAUUUCGAUCCCAGAACAGCAGUUCCGUUUCGGGUUUGCCUCUUUUCGACUUAAUAACACAAUGUUGGCGAGGAAGCAAAAGGCUUACACCCUUUUGGAAGCUGAUGAUGAUGAAUACAAUGAUGCUGGUGAGAAAAGUAGUUUGGCUACCCGUAAAAAGAAGUACAGGAAGAGGGUUGAAAUCCAGGACGAUGAAGAUGACAAGGUUGCCAGGAAUAGGAGACGAACUUCAAGAGAUCAAGAUGACCGUGACAACUCUGAGUCGGAAGAAGUAAUUCUUCGGGACCAAAGAGAGAGAGAGGAGUUGGAACGACACAUUAGAGAACGUGAUGCUGCCGGGACUAGAAAGUUGGCACAGCCAAAAUUAUCGAGGAAGGAGGAAGAAAAGGCAAUCAGGAGGGCUGAUGCGUUGGACCGAGAUGACAUUGCAAAUUUGAGGAAAGUUUCGAGACGAGAAUACUUGAAGAAAAGGCAGGAAAAGAAGCUUGAGGAACUCAGAGAUGAAAUCGAAGACGGGCAGUACUUGUUUGAGGGAGUGAAGUUGACAGAAGCAGAGAGACGCGAACUAACUCAUAAGCAAAAUAUAUAUGAACUAGUUAAGAAGAAAUCAGAAGAUACUGAUGAUGACAUGGGCGAGUAUAGGAUGCCUGAUGCCUAUGAUCAUGAAAGUGGCGUAAAUCAGAAAAAGAGAUUUUCCGUGGCUUCGCAGCGUGACAGGGAUCUAGAUGCUGCUGGAAAGACGAAACCUUUCGCAGAACAAGAAGCAUGGGAAAAACAUCAAAUUGCAAAAGCUACACUUAAAUAUGGGUCAAAAAAUAUAAAGCCAAGAUCUGAUGAAUAUAAAUUCAUGUUCGAAAACCAAAUUGAGUUCAUAAAGGCAGCAGUAAUGGAUGGUGUUAAUGUUGAUCAAAAGCCUCCCAUUGAAUCAAUAGAGAAAUCUAUGGCUAAAUCAGCAUUUGGGAAACUUCAGGAAGAUAGGAAGACACUACCAAUUUAUCACUACAGGGAUGAUCUGCUCCAAGCUAUUAACGAUCAUCAGGUUCUUGUGAUUGUUGGAGAAACAGGCUCAGGGAAAACCACACAGAUACCACAGUAUCUACACGAGGCAGGGUAUACUAAACGUGGGAAGAUUGGAUGUACUCAACCUCGUCGAGUUGCUGCAAUGAGUGUUGCUGCACGUGUGUCUCAAGAAAUGGGAGUCAAACUCGGCAAUGAGGUUGGCUACUCCAUUCGGUUCGAAGAUUGCACUUCUGAGAAAACGAUUCUGAAAUAUAUGACCGAUGGAAUGCUUCUACGAGAAUUCCUUGGUGAGCCUGAUCUAGCCAGCUACAGUGUCAUUAUGGUUGACGAGGCUCACGAAAGAACACUUUCGACUGACAUUUUGUUUGGGUUAGUAAAGGAUAUUGCCCGAUUUCGGCCUGAUCUGAAGUUGCUUAUAUCAAGUGCCACUCUAGAUGCAGAGAAGUUCAGCGAUUAUUUUGACUGUGCACCAAUUUUUAAAAUUCCUGGAAGACGGUUUCCAGUUGAGAUACACUAUACGAAAGUGCCAGAGGCGGAUUAUAUGGAUGCAGCAGUAGUAACCGCUCUUCAGAUCCAUGUAACUCAACCACCAGGCGAUAUAUUAAUCUUUUUGACUGGGCAGGAGGAGAUAGAAACAGCGGAGGAGAUCAUUAAGCAUCGGAUACGGGGUCUAGGGACGAAGAUUGCUGAGCUGAUAAUUUGCCCGAUAUAUGCAAACCUGCCAACAGAAUUACAAACUAAGAUAUUUGAGCCCACUCCUGAAGGGGCUCGUAAGGUUGUCCUGGCUACAAAUAUUGCUGAAACAUCACUGACAAUCGAUGGGAUUAAAUACGUUAUUGAUCCAGGAUUUUCUAAGAUGAAGUCUUACAACCCUCGGACGGGGAUGGAGUCCUUACAGGUCACUCCUAUAUCUAAGGCAUCUGCCAACCAACGGGCUGGUCGAUCUGGAAGAACGGGUCCUGGAAAGUGCUUUCGGUUAUACACUGCACAUAACUACAUGAAUGAUUUGGAAGAUAUCACAGUCCCAGAAAUACAAAGGACCAACCUUGCAAAUGCUGUGCUCUCUCUGAAGAGCCUUGGUAUUGGGACUAUGGACUUGAUGAAUUUCGACUUCAUGGACCCCCCACCAUCAGAAGCUCUACUUACAGCACUGGAACUGCUCUUUGCCCUUGGUGCCCUUAAUAAGCUUGGCGAGUUAACAACAACAGGUAGAAAAAUGGCCGAGUUUCCACUAGAUCCGAUGCUGUCCAAGACAAUCGUUGCCUCCGACAAAUACAAGUGUUCUGAUGAAAUAAUAAGUAUUGCUGCAAUGCUUUCUGUGGGGAAUUCAAUCUUCUAUCGUCCAAAGGACAAACAAGUCCACGCGGACAAUGCAUGGAUGAAUUUUCACACGGGCAACGUGGGAGAUCAUAUCGCGCUGCUAAGGGUCUACAAUUCCUCGAAGGAGGCAAACUUUUCAACAGAUUGGUGCUAUGAGAAUUACAUCCAGGUCAGAAGCAUGAAGAGAGCUAGGGAUAUUCGAGAUCAAUUGAAAGGCCUGCUGGAAAGGGUGGAAAUUGAGUUGACUUCAAAUGUGAACGACUUGGAAGCUAUAAAGAAGUGUUUAACAUCAGGAUUUUUCACACACUCAGCGAGACUACAAAAGGCUGGAACUUAUCGAACUGUUAAACAUCCCCAAACAGUUAACAUUCACCCAAGCUCAGGUUUAGUGCAGUCGCUUCCUAGAUGGGUCGUCUACCAUGAGCUAGUCUUGACGAGUAAGGAGUACAUGCGACAGGUUACUGAACUGAAACCGGAAUGGCUUGUAGAAAUAGCUCCUCACUACUAUCAGUUGAAGGAUAUUGAAGACUCUAGCUCAAAGAAAAUGCCUCGCGGAAUUGGUCGGGUAUCUUAGGAUCAACUUCUAUCUUUGCAAAAGAA
Molecule: messenger RNA, 3051 nt
Organism: Lycium barbarum (goji berry)
Lineage: Eukaryota; Viridiplantae; Streptophyta; Magnoliopsida; Solanales; Solanaceae
Product: pre-mRNA-splicing factor ATP-dependent RNA helicase DEAH1-like
Exons: 1
Coding region: 173-3025 (950 amino acids)
Cellular component (GO): catalytic step 2 spliceosome; intracellular anatomical structure
Molecular function (GO): RNA binding
Source: RefSeq, a predicted model, not a curated record